AUGCUCAAGUUCCUCGUUGCGUUUUUGUGGGCUUUCACUCUUGGCGAGAUUGUACAUAUCGAGCCGCCACUACCAGGGUAUAGCGUUGAGGUUCUGCAAUGGGAGGUGCUGGUCAGCCUCGACGGCCAGACGGCGACCCUAAACGGUACAGUCCAGCAGAUCUAUCAACAACUUCUAAAGAUCAAUCCCGAGUAUGCAGCCGAGAUCGGGAUGAUCAAGAAGGGAUUCACCUCUUCACUUACUGAUACCCGAAGAUCGCUUGGGGUCUCAGAGGUGCAGGACACCUGGACAGUCUGCGGGCAUUUCGAUCCCGCCAGAGCAAGCGCAAUAUGGGAAGGUAUCGACUACCUCUAUACUAUCGACGGCAAGCCUGGGUCGAAGCCAGGACCUCGAAUGUGCGGCCAGGUGAGCUGCUCUUAUGACAGCGCGAUCUGGUGGUGCAAUGAUAAUAACACUACGAAAAUUCUCCCCUCCUACAGUGACAUUGCUUACUCCGCCAAGUACAUUGCAGGAAAUUGCACUUACUGGUCGGAGGAACAUUUGGAAGAGCAAGUCUCCGGCCAGCAGUUUCAUUCUGAUAACUGGAACACAAUUGUUAGAAGCGCAGUCUGCUAG
Diaporthe amygdali is the source of this 615-nucleotide messenger RNA. RefSeq lists its product as uncharacterized. NCBI's taxonomy places the organism in Eukaryota, Fungi, Ascomycota, Sordariomycetes, Diaporthales, Diaporthaceae. Bases 1 to 615 code for a protein of 204 amino acids. The transcript has 3 exons. The record is from RefSeq and is a predicted model, not a curated record.